This is a messenger RNA of Lepus europaeus (European hare), 1124 nucleotides long. Its product is annotated as group XIIA secretory phospholipase A2. The coding region runs from base 189 to 740 and encodes 183 amino acids. NCBI's taxonomy places the organism in Eukaryota, Metazoa, Chordata, Mammalia, Lagomorpha, Leporidae. The record is from RefSeq and is a predicted model, not a curated record. Gene Ontology annotation, biological process: arachidonate secretion; lipid catabolic process; phospholipid metabolic process. The transcript has 4 exons. Gene Ontology annotation, cellular component: extracellular region. Gene Ontology annotation, molecular function: calcium ion binding; A2-type glycerophospholipase activity.
CGCCGCGGCCGUGCUGAGGCGGCGGUGAGGGCGGGCCGGCCAGCCAGGAAGGAGGCGUGGGCAUGGAGGCUCCGGCGGAGCCCAGGGCCGGAGCCGCUGCCUAGGGCGCCCCGGGGCCUCUGUGGGGGCGCGCUCUGCGCGGGGCUCCGGGGGACCCGUGGGACCGGGCGGGACCCGGCGCCGUGCGGAUGGCCUCGCUCGCGCUCCUGCUCCUCCUGGUGGCCGCUGUGGCGUCCCAGGAGCGGGCCCAGACCACCGACUGGCGGGCCACCCUGAAGACCAUCAGGAACGGCGUCCACAAGAUAGACACGUACCUGAACGCCGCCCUGGACCUCCUGGGAGGCGAGGAUGGGCUGUGCCAGUACAAGUGCCGUGACGGAUCUAAGCCAUUCCCACGUUAUGGUUAUAAACCCUCCCCACCAAAUGGAUGUGGUUCUCCAUUGUUUGGUGUUCAUCUUAACAUUGGCAUCCCUUCCCUGACAAAGUGCUGCAACCAACAUGAUAGGUGCUACGAGACAUGUGGCAAAAGCAAGAACGACUGUGAUGAGGAGUUCCAGUAUUGCCUCUCCAAAAUUUGCCGAGACGUGCAGAAAACACUAGGACUAGCUCAGCAUGUUCAGGCAUGUGAAACAACAGUGGAGCUCUUGUUUGACAGUGUCAUACACUUGGGCUGUAAACCAUACCUGGACAGCCAGCGAGCUGCAUGCACAUGUCGCUAUGAAGAAAAAACCGACCUUUGAAGAAGAUACUGACAGCUGGUGACAGAUGAGGAUGGAAGAGAUAACCUUGAGCAAAGAAGCAGUGUUCAUACGGCAUGAAGAUGUCUUUUUUGUAUGUGAAAGGAUUAAGACUUUACAGGACUUCAGCCAGAUCCGAAUGCCUUAAGGGCUGAUUCUGAGGACUUUAUAUUUUGAUGUUAAUGCAUCAAGUGAAAAAAAAUGGGGUUGUGAAGAGGGCAUGCCUGCCUUCCCAGGUAUUGUCCUGGUCAUUGUUGCCUUUGUGUGCCAGAUGCCUUGGUCAGUCUCAAAAACAGGUGUAUGUUAAGGAGAAAAUUUCUGGAAAGAAGAGUAUAUAACAAUUUUUGCAACCACAUUUACAAAAAAAUAGAACAAAUUUAAAAUCCA